UGGCUGUUUGGAGCGGAGUUAACGUGGCAGGUGUUUGUCUCCAGGAGCUGAAUCCUGCCAUGGGAACUGACAAAGAUGCUGAGAAUUGGAAGGAUGUCCACAAGCAAGUGGUUGAAAGUGCCUAUGAAAUAAUCAGACUCAAGGGAUACACAAACUGGGCUAUUGGCCUUAGUGUUGCUGAGCUCUGUGAGACCAUGCUGAAGAACUUGUGCCGGAUUCAUUCAGUCUCAACACUGGUAAAGGGCAUGUAUGGCAUUGAGAACGAGGUCUUCUUGAGCCUUCCUGCUGUCCUAAGUGGCUCUGGAUUGACAAGUGUCAUCAACCAAAAGCUGAAGGAUGAUGAGGUGGUUCAGCUGAAGAAGAGCGCUGAUACAUUGUGGAACAUCCAGAAAGAUCUCAAAGAUCUGUAACUCAUGAAUGUUAAUUCCAGCAAUAGAAAAAGUGUGUUGUGUGCAAAUGUGGGCUCUACUCAUUAUACAUCUGUGGUUAACAUUUAAUGCUCUUCCAAGACUGAGUUUUGUCCACAGUAGCGAAACUUAUGCUUGCUGUAACGCACAGACCUUCUGAACAAAUAAAGCAACUUUCAGGCAU
Chaetura pelagica (chimney swift) is the source of this 591-nucleotide messenger RNA. RefSeq names its product L-lactate dehydrogenase B chain. The record is from RefSeq and is a predicted model, not a curated record. NCBI's taxonomy places the organism in Eukaryota, Metazoa, Chordata, Aves, Apodiformes, Apodidae. The transcript has 3 exons. Gene Ontology annotation, molecular function: oxidoreductase activity, acting on the CH-OH group of donors, NAD or NADP as acceptor. The annotation marks the transcript as partial.